AUCGUUUCCACACGGCUCCAUUGAGCGAACGUACACGUAAGGUUCGGUUAGGUAGUUUUCUUUAUUACGCUUGAUUUGCUGGGCGUUGUUUAAACUAUAAGCUGCGGGUAAAUUUUCUCUUUUGUGGCACUAUAUUAAAAACAUUCAGCGAUCAUGUCCAAAGUUGAUGUUCGGCUCCGAAUUCUGUGUAUUCACGGCUAUCGGCAAAGCAGCGCCUCUUUCCGAGAGAAGACUGGAGCUUUGCGAAAACUUUUGAAAAAACAGUGUGAAUUGGUGUACAUUGAUGCACCACAUGCAGUCCCAACUAGUAACGAUAUUGAGUUGCAAGAAAAGACUCCAAGUGUUGGUGAUAAUCAGAGUGGCUGGUGGUUCUCUGAUGUCCAGGAUCACAGCUUUGAUGCCAGGCAAGAGUGUGAGAGCAGCUUUGGAUUGGAGCAGAGUUUGGAGGCUGUGCGGAUGGCUGUGAAGAACCUGGGUCCCUUUGACGGCAUCCUGGGCUUUAGUCAAGGUGCUGCCUUGGUAGCCAUGCUGUGUUCUUUGCAGGAGCAGAAACUAGAUCCUAUCUUUAACUUUCGGUUUGCCAUCCUGGUUGCUGGUUUCCGCAGUGCCUGUGCCCAGCAUCAGUACUUUUACAAGGGUGUGAAUAUCAUGGUGCCCUCGCUACAUGUGUUUGGGCAGGAUGAUAAGGUGAUUCCAGAGCAGAUGAGUCGAGAUUUACUGCCCCUUUUCAUCGGAGCUGACAUCCUCACUCACCAAGGUGGACAUUUUGUCCCUGCUGCAUCUGCACACAAGCACAUCUACCAGGAGUUCCUAAAGAGAUUUUAAUAAAAGCAGGACACACGUACAAAAACUACAGCCAAAGUCUUUAUGAAUGUAAUUUAAUAUGAGGAAACCUAAAGUUUGACACAUGUCCAUCACACCCAAAUGUGCUUUUUGAACAUUCCAUUCCAGAUGUCCCUUUUGCUGCUGAAAUCCACAAGAGCAUUAGUGUGCUCAGGCAGUGAAUUUGUUAAAGGUUGAAGUCAGGGCUUUGUGUAGGUUGGUACCUUACCAUAGGCCCCAUAUGGGUUUGAUGAUCGGGUGUCCACAAACUUUUGGCCAGCCCAUGAAGUGUGCGUGUGUUUAGUGGUCAUGAGAAGUGUUGCUUAUAUAUAUUUUACUUAUUAAUAUAGGAGAAUUUUGUCUACACUAAGAAAUUGAUAAUUUUUUUUUUUACUAGAUCUUACUAGACUACAUGUCUAAUUUUGGAAUCAGAAUCAGGUUUAUUUGGCAAGUGUGUUGACACACACAAGGAAUUUGGUUCCAGCUGUUUGUGACUCUCAGAAGUACAGACACAAAUAACACUAUACAAGACAAGAUAAUACAGACUAUACAAGACAAUGCUGUGAUACAAUAUAGACAGUACGAGUAUUAAAUAUGAAUACAGAAUAUAUGAUUGAUCAGUUAUGUACAUAAAGUGUGAUAAGUGCACGGGAGUGCAAAUAACAUUAUUGUGCAAUAUUAUGCUUUUGUAAAAUAUGCAGCAGCAGUAGUGUGUAACAUAUACGGAUGAUGUCAUGACUGACAGUUCUGAUAAUGCAGUACUUAUGAUAAGAAGCAGUGAAUAUAAUUAUGGUGAGUUGUUAAUCAGGAUGAUUGCCUGGGGAAAAAACUGUUACUGUGUCUGGCAGUUUUAGUAAGCAAAGUUCUGUAGCACCUGCCAGAAGGAAGGAGCUCAAAGAGGUUGUGACCAGGGUGUGGAGGGUCAGUGGUGAUUUUUCCUGCCCGGUUUCUGGUUCUUGUAUCGUACAAGUCCUGGGGGGUGGGUAGGGGGCCACCAAAUAUUUUUUCUGAUUUUUAGUGAAAGUAAAUAAAAAGAAAGAAACAAUUUCUACAGAAUAUUAUAGCAGAGGCAUUGUGUAUAUUGAAUGAGUUUAUUUUUCAACUAAGAUAAAAUCUCAGAUUGAAUGUUUCUCUCUCUCACAUACACACACACACACACACUCGGACAGAGAUGAGUUUAAAGGGCAAAAAAUUGUAAUUUAACUAUAAAUUUGCUAUUUUUUCUACUGCAGAAGUAACAAAUCCAUUGUACGCAUUUUGUGAGCGUUUUCACCGAGGUUUCACCGAGUACUUUCACUGAGGCUGGAGUUAUAAGCAUAAUGCGGGUAAAAUGGUCUUUAUCUAUGUCAUAUGUGUCAAACUCAAGGGUAAUGUGGCCCGCCACAUCAUUUUAUGAGAGCUGAAAAGGUCUGAUUAUCUUAUCAUAAAUAAGUCAAAAGGGUGCAUUGACCAUAAACUACAUUUCCCAUAAUGCAUGCCGGCCAUGUGACCCGUGAAGUGACGGCAUCCCACCACUAGAUUGCAGUGUUUCCACAUCGGUGCCAUUUUCCGAAUUAAGAAAUACAAACAAUGAUCCCAAAAUGUCCAGGAAGAGAAAAAUUGAUGCAGAUGCAAGGCUGUUUCAAGAAAGAUACAGUACUACAACUUUGCUGCUUUUGAUUAUUGCCCUAGAAGGUUACACAAAAAUUAAACGUUUCGUGCUCUCUCUCUCUCUCUCUCUCUCUCUCUCUCUCUCUCUCUCUCUCUCUCUCUCUCUCUCUCUCUCAGUAAAGAA
Molecule: messenger RNA, 2596 nt
Organism: Tachysurus vachellii
Lineage: Eukaryota; Metazoa; Chordata; Actinopteri; Siluriformes; Bagridae
Gene: ovca2
Product: OVCA2 serine hydrolase domain containing
Exons: 2
Coding region: 154-825 (223 amino acids)
Biological process (GO): response to retinoic acid
Cellular component (GO): nucleus; cytoplasm
Source: RefSeq, a predicted model, not a curated record